Molecule: messenger RNA, 582 nt
Organism: Lasiodiplodia theobromae
Lineage: Eukaryota; Fungi; Ascomycota; Dothideomycetes; Botryosphaeriales; Botryosphaeriaceae
Exons: 2
Coding region: 1-582 (193 amino acids)
Source: RefSeq, a predicted model, not a curated record
AUGAUGCGCCGCCUCUUCCUCCUCGCGCUCCUUGCGCUCUUCGCCGUCUUAGCAGCCGCCCAGGAUUCCAGCAGCAGCAGCAGCAAUUACAUCGUGGAUCCGGCCACCCAAGCAACCGACUCUUCGUCGUCUUCAUCCAGCAGCGAUGAUGAUAGCGGUUCCAGCGCCGCCGACAGCGCCGCCGGCGCCGAAGGCCCGGAUUCAGGAUCGUUCAAGCUCUCCAAAGGCGGCAUGAUUGCUAUAAUCAUCGUCGUGGUUGUUGUCGCUGUUGGUGGAAUCAUCUCCACCGCCCUCUUCUUCAUCGCCAAGAAGCGCCAAUGGGAAGUCCGCAAGUCGCUGAAGCGCGUCUCUCGCCGCCUGACGGGGCGCAGCACCGCUCCCGCCGCUAAGGAGAACCGGCGGACGGCGGUGCGCGUGCAGUCGCCGCCGGGGGCCAAGAACCGCGACCUCGAGAAGGGCGAAGGCGGUCGCAGUGGCAAGCCGUCUGUCGGGAGAAACGGGAAGCCGACCAUGAGCGCCUUCUCGGUCGAGACGCCGGUUGUCAAGAGCUGGAAGGACAAGGUGUUUGGUUACAAGGGAUGA